Messenger RNA from Boleophthalmus pectinirostris (great blue-spotted mudskipper), 1410 nucleotides. RefSeq names its product leukocyte cell-derived chemotaxin 1. The record is from RefSeq and is a predicted model, not a curated record. Gene Ontology annotation, biological process: negative regulation of endothelial cell proliferation; negative regulation of angiogenesis. The coding region runs from base 472 to 1410 and encodes 312 amino acids. Lineage: Eukaryota; Metazoa; Chordata; Actinopteri; Gobiiformes; Gobiidae. The transcript has 10 exons.
GUUAAGCUCCGCCUAUGUAAUUGAAGUGCCGGGCCUCUAGAUGGCACUGUCCUCUUGUCAAACUACACGUGAAGAAUCUUUUAACCACAGACUGUAUAAAAAUAUGCUUUUACCCAAAACUGAGCUAAAGUGAAGGUGACCAAGUGCUAAUAUUUUCAAGAAUCAAGGGAGCUCUGGGCCUGACCAGCCGGUGCUUAAAGUCCCUUAGGCUGGAGCUGGAGGAUCUCGCUGGGGAGGAGCAGCUCACUCUGACAGAUAUCAUGGAUCAACAGAUACUCAGAGGAGCCAUGGCUGUCUCCCCUGUGCCCAAGACUACUCCACAGACAAGCACUAGUGGCUCCUUGAUUGACUACCUUCUGCCCAUUGCAUGCUGGGAUCUGCUCUAACCUCCAUGACCUGACGUGCAACAACAACAAUGCAACAAGGCGAGGGAAAAAGAACUGACAUGUGUUUUGGUAUUUGGCUGCAGUCAUGGCCGGGAGCUCAGAGAAAAUACCGAUCGCCUCAGCGGGACCCGAGGAUUUGCAACAGUUUUUGCCCCCGGCCUACUCUGCGGUGGCCGUGAAGCCCACCGCCACAGGGCGCCUCAUUAAGGCCGGGAUAGCGGUGCUCAUUGCCGGGGCUCUUCUGUUGCUGCUGGGGGCCGUUGGAGCUUUCUACUUCUGGAACAACAACGAGAAACACGUUUACAAUGUCCACUAUAGCAUGAGCAUCAAUGGCAAAGUCGAGGAGGGCUCAAUGGAGAUUGACGCUGAGAACAACAAGGAGAGUUUUAGGACCGGCAGUGGGGCGGACGAAGCCAUGGAGGUCCACGACUUUGAGAUUGGCAUCACUGGGAUCCGGUUUGCAGGAGGAGAAAAAUGCUACAUCAAGACGCAGGUGAAGGCUCGUCUGCCUGAUGUGGACACGCUGAACAAAGACACCCUGACCUUUGACCUGGAGGAUGAAGUGAUGCCUGCCAAGUUUGAUGAUAUGAUCUGGGUGGCAGCUGACGCUCCGCUGACGGACUCUGCUUUCCUCAGCACUAGGAUCAAAGACCUGUGUGGAGACCUUCCAAUCUUCUGGCUCCGCCCCACCUAUGCCACCAGCGAACAGAGGAAGAGGAGGACAGUUCCACGGCAGAGGCGCCAGGUCGAUGCCGAAGAGGAUGUUGAGGCAGAGUUCAACCCUGAAAACCCCUACCAGAGAGGUCUUGAGGGCGAGACAGGUGACAUGAACAUUGACCCCAUGAUGGACCACAACGGCAUCUGCUGUCACGAGUGUCGCCGUAGCUACACUCAUUGUAUGAAGGUGUGUGAGCCCCUGGGAGGAUACCACCCCUGGCCCUAUCAUUACAGAGGUUGCAGAACCGUGUGCAGGGUCAUCAUGCCCUGCAGCUGGUGGGUGGCUCGCACCCUGGGUAUAGUCUAA